Xiphophorus hellerii (green swordtail) is the source of this 521-nucleotide messenger RNA. It is a transcript of the gene cox7a1, whose product is annotated as cytochrome c oxidase subunit 7A1. Gene Ontology annotation, biological process: mitochondrial respirasome assembly; regulation of oxidative phosphorylation; mitochondrial electron transport, cytochrome c to oxygen. The record is from RefSeq and is a predicted model, not a curated record. The transcript is spliced from 4 exons. Gene Ontology annotation, cellular component: respiratory chain complex IV. The coding region runs from base 183 to 425 and encodes 80 amino acids. NCBI's taxonomy places the organism in Eukaryota, Metazoa, Chordata, Actinopteri, Cyprinodontiformes, Poeciliidae.
UGUGUGUGGGUGUGCGGGUGUGAGUGUGUGUGUGUGUGUGCAGCUGUCGCUCUCCCUCCCUGCAGGCGGUUUGGCUUCUGCAGCUGAUCGUAGUUUGGCAGACGCUCAGAAACUCUCCGACAGCCAGGAAGUGUGUGUGAGUGUGUGUGUCCUUGUGAAGGUAACGCAGGCAGCAGCUCGACAUGAAUCGUCUUCUGAACGUUCCUGCGGCGGCCGUCCGGGCCUUCAGCAGCUCCAGCAGGAACCUGAAGAACAAAGUUCCUGAGGCGCAGAAACUCUUCCAGGAAGACAACGGGCUGCCGGUCCAUAUCAAGGGUGGAACCAGCGAUGUUCUGCUGUACCGGGCCACCAUGUUGCUGACUGCCGCAGGAACCUGCUACUCCCUCUACUGGCUGCUUGUUGCCUCCAUGCCUAAGAAGAAGUAAUGAGAUUAUCAGCAACGCAGCAACGCUAAACUGAAACCUUCAUCUCUGAUGCUCGUUUGAAAGCAGGAGAAAAUAAAGUUGCUCAGUUUCUCUGUG